AUGGUUGAUAACUCUGGCACUUCCGGCUCACGUGUUCAUCACUAUCUCCAGCGUGCGUAUGCUUUGGCUGAGAGCUCAGAGGCGGAGAUUCUGUAUGACCAAUGGGCCGAUGUCUAUGACACCGACAACGCAAAUGGCUACGCUUCCCCCCGGCGCUGCGUGGAGGCUGUUAUUAAAAACCUCUCACCCGCCUCUGAUAAGCUAAAAGUCCUCGAUGCUGGCUGCGGUACCGGUCUCGUGGGUGACUGUCUAGCUGAAACAUCCCUGCAAUUUGUCCUUGACGGGGUGGAUCUUAGUGCCGGUAUGUUAGCGGAGGCACGGGGAAAGGGUGUGUACCGGGAGUUAGAAAGGGCGAAUCUGAACGAAAAGAUCGCAAAGCCGGAUGGGAGCUACGACGUUGUUGUUUGCGUGGGCACACUGACAAAGGGUCAUGUCGGGCCUGAGGUGUUAGCAGAACUUGCUAGGGUGGCUACGAAGUCUGGAUUAAUUGUUGCUACUGUGCACAAUGAUAUCUGGGAAACCGGUGGCUACAAAGCGAAAAUUGAAAAGUUGCAGAAUGAUGAGAUAGUGCAAAUUAUUAGCGCGGAAGAAUUUGGGAUAUUGGAGUGGAAGAACACAGGAGGAAGGAUGCUAGUGGUGAGGAAGAGAUGA
Molecule: messenger RNA, 651 nt
Organism: Penicillium cosmopolitanum
Lineage: Eukaryota; Fungi; Ascomycota; Eurotiomycetes; Eurotiales; Aspergillaceae
Product: class I SAM-dependent DNA methyltransferase
Exons: 1
Coding region: 1-651 (216 amino acids)
Source: RefSeq, a predicted model, not a curated record